Messenger RNA from Eruca vesicaria subsp. sativa (arugula), 2934 nucleotides. NCBI's taxonomy places the organism in Eukaryota, Viridiplantae, Streptophyta, Magnoliopsida, Brassicales, Brassicaceae. The record is from the annotation of a GenBank genome assembly.
AUGAAACCACCGUCCCAAUGUCCAUCUCUCCCUUCAGAUCAACGUGAAGGUAACACCAAGAACAUAGCCACGCCGGUGACUGACAAAGAAGGCCCUAUGGUAACCGCCUCUACUGUGGAAGACAUUCUCGCUGAGGCCGGGGAUUCACAGCCUGUUGGUGACGUCGAUUCUCAUCUGAAAACAAUUGCCGUGUCUUCGGAUCCUGUUGGAGCUUGGGCAGAACCCUUGAAGAUUCAUCUUCCUUCUUCUUCUUCAGGGUCGGCCGUACCAUGGGACGCUGGUUCGGACCUCUUCCAAGAUCCAUCAGACACAUCCCAGUUGCCAUCUUUCUCUUCAAGUCAACGUGAAGCUCACACCAAGAACGUAUCCAUGGAGGCGCUUGGAAGUAAGGUAGACGUUAUUGUCGCAAAGAAUGGUGGAAAUUUUACAACCGUGACGGAGGCAGUCACCGCCGCUCCGGAGAAUAGCAAGACGCGGUAUACUAUACUCGUGAAGAGAGGCACUUACCUUGAAAACGUUAUCAUCGGGAUAAAUAAAACGAAUCUAACCAUCUUGGGAGAGGGAAGUGACUUAACAACUAUCACCGGCAGUUUGAACAACGCUGAUGGUAAAGGACCAUACGAUUCGGCAACACUUGCGGUUGAGGCAGAUGGGUUUAUGGCCCAGGACAUUUGCAUCGCCAACACAGCCGGGCCAGCUAAAGGACAGGCUGUGGCUCUCCGAAUUAGCGCCAAUAGAGCGAUCGUAUACCGAUGCCGUAUUGAUGCUUUUCAAGAUACACUAUACGCCCACAAGGGACGACAUUUCUAUGGUGAGUGCUACAUAACCGGCACUGUAGAUUUCAUUUGCGGAGAAGCAACUGCUGUGUUCCAGAACUGCGAUAUUGAAGCUCGGAAACCACUUCAAGGACAAAGUAACAUGAUCACCGCUCAACAUUGCAUGACUAAUGACCCCAAGUCGUGGUUUUCUAUACACAAGUGCAACAUAAAGGCGGCUCAAGAUCUCAUUCCAGUUAAGGGAACAGUGAAGACUUUUUUAGGACGACCAUGGGGUGAUUAUGCAACAGUAGUAUUCAUGAAGUCAGUCAUCGAUGAUCUCAUUGAUCCAGCCGGUUGGGCUCCUUGGGACAACAAGGAAGGACAUCUGUCUACUUUGUUCUAUGGAGAAUACCAAAACAGCGGCCCAGGGGCAGAUACAAUCAACAGAGUCAAGUGGAAAGGAUUCAAAGUCAUAACAGAUCCGAAAGAAGCUGAGCAAUUCACAGUGGGAAAACUUCUAAGUGGAGAGUCGUGGCUUAAAGCUAGCGGAAUGGUUGCAUACUUGAAAAAAAACUUUUUCUUGGUUCUUACAAUUGUUCUACUUCCUUUUGUUGUGUCAUCAUCAUAUGGAGACUUUAGUAUGAUGGUUGCAAAAAAUGAGAUCGACUUCAUAUGCACAAGAAAAGACGUCAAUUCUUCACUUUGUUAUGAGCUUCUAAACUCAAUCCCUAAAAUUUCAGCUUUAGAUUUUACUGGCCUCACUGAAUUUCUUAUCAAAUAUCAGUCUCGAAACGUUUCAGAUGGGUUGAACCAAAUAAAGUCGUCUGCAGGCAACGCAACAGAUUUGCAGACAAUUGAUUUAUGUGUAAGAUUAUAUGAAAACACUCUUUAUUACACUGAUCAUAUUCUCAAAGCUUUGGCAGCGAAGAAAUACUUCAAUGUAAACAUUUACAUCACAGGCGUAGAUGCCAAUAUGGAUGUUUGUAGAGAUGAAUUAACCACAAAAGAAUUAACACAUGAAAAGGUCUCUUGCUUCAUAAAUCAAACUAUAGAUGAUGGAUAUAAACGGACCAGAAUUCAAGGGGACAAGAAUACUAGUUCAAAAGUCUGCUUCAUAAUCAGGCAAAGCAGGUCGAAAUCUAACACAUAUAUCCCUUCCAAUUCAUCCACCAUCUGCUCUCUUCCACCGCUUCGCUGCCGCCAUCCCCGGCGGUUCCUCCGAUCUCUAGCGCUGAAAGGUGAAGCUGACAUCGUUGUAGCGAAGGAUGGGACCGGAAAUUUCACGACCGUGAGGGACGCUGUCACAGCAGCUCCAGAAAACAGCAAGAAACGCUACAUCAUCUAUGUGAAGAAAGGAGUCUAUGAAGAGAUUGUCAUCAUCGGGAAUAGGAAAGAGAAUAUAACUAUCGUAGGUGAUGGCAGAGACUUAACAGUUCUCACCGGCAGUCUCAGCGGUAUCAAGACCUUCCAAACUGCAACUCUUGGUGUUGACGGAGAUGGAUUUAUGGCACAAGAUAUCAGCAUACAGAACACAGCCGGACCGAAGAAGGGACAGGCCGUAGCCCUCCGCAUAAGCGCGGAUAUGUCCGUUGUCUACCGGUGCCGAGUUGAUGGAUUUCAAGACGCUCUUUAUGCUCAGUCAGGUAAGCAGUUUUACCGUGAGUGUCAUAUAACUGGCACGGUAGAUUUUAUAUGCGGAGAAGCAGCAGCAGUCUUCCAAUAUUGCCAGAUUGAGGCAAGAAAGCCAUUGGAAGGACAAAGCAACGUCAUUACGGCCCAAUCACGCAGUAACAAUACCAAAAACUCCGGGUUUUCAAUCCACAAAUGCAACAUAACGGCGACUCCGGAUCUCACUCCUGUUAUAGGAACGGUAAAAACUUUUCUAGGACGGCCAUGGGGUGCAUACUCAACCGUAGUAGUUAUUAAAUCAUUCUUGGACGACCUCAUUGAUCCAGCAGGUUGGACUCCAUGGGCAGACGACAGAGGACGUCUGUCCACUUUGUAUUACGGUGAAUACCAAAACAACGGCCUGGGGGCGGAUACAACUAAGCGAGUUAAGUGGGAAGGAUUCAAAAUAAUACAAGAUCCGAAAGUAGCUGCAGAAUUCACAGUAGAAAAACUUAUAGGAGGCUCGUGGCUUAGAGAUAUGGGAGUUCCUUACGAGGAACGACUUUAA